Molecule: messenger RNA, 8772 nt
Organism: Durio zibethinus
Lineage: Eukaryota; Viridiplantae; Streptophyta; Magnoliopsida; Malvales; Malvaceae
Gene: ILA
Product: putative protein kinase regulator ILITHYIA
Biological process (GO): regulation of translation; cellular response to amino acid starvation
Cellular component (GO): cytosol
Molecular function (GO): protein kinase regulator activity
Source: RefSeq, a predicted model, not a curated record
UCCUCCACUCUCGCCUUCCACAAGCUCUAAAACCCUAGCCAAACACUCCACACUGAAGAAACAAAAAAAAAAAAAAAGAAUCGUGUUCAUUUCAAAGACCUGAAAAACAAAAAGAGGUCCAAAGGCCGUAAUUUUGGAUCUGGAAUCCAAAUCGGGAUCUAUUCCGGGAAGAAAUGGCGGCUUCUUCAUCGCAGGUGGAAUCUCUAGUCUCAAUCGCCGAGAUUGUUUCUACUCCGUCAACUAAAAAACGGGUCCGGAUCUUUCGCGAUGAACUCCCUCCCAUUAUCGCCAAUUCAGAUAUGUCUCCUGACUUUACAUCACUUUUGGUUGAUAUAAUAUUUAAAACAUUCCAAAUAUAUGAUGAUGGAGGGUCGAGAAAAGCUGUUAAUGAUGUGAUUGUGAAGGCUUUAGGCGAGGUUACGUUCAUGAAAAGUUUUGCAGCGGCACUUGUUCAGGCAAUGGAGAAGCAAUUGAAGUUCCAAUCUCAUGUAGGGUGCUAUAGUCUACUCAAGUGGUCAUGUCUCCUCUUAAGCAGAAGUCAAUUUGCCACACUUUCGAGAAAUGCAUUGUGUAGAGUAGCUGCAGCACAGGCAUCUUUGCUUCAUAUUGUCAUGCAAAGAUCUUUCCGUGAGCGAAGGGCAUGCAUAAAAACAUUUUUGCAUUUAUUUUCUCAGUCACCUGAUGUCUACAACAUAUACAUAGAAGAAAUAAAGGAUGCACGGAUUCCAUACAAGGAUACUCCUGAGUUGCUAUUUUUAUUACUAGAAUUUUCUUCUCCGGUACCAUCUAAGUUUGAGCAAAGCAAGCCUAUAUUUCUUGACAUCUAUGUUAAAGCUGUUUUAAAUGCCAGAGAAAAGCCAACCAAGGGGCUUAGUGAAUCUUUUCGUCCACUAUUUGCGUGUAUGUCACAUGAAGAUCUCCAAAGUACUGUGAUCCCGUCAUCAGUGAAAAUGCUAAAACGCAACCCUGAGAUUGUGUUGGAGUCUGUUGGAAUACUAUUAAGUUUAGUUGAUCUUGAUUUAAGUAAGUAUGCAAUGGAAAUUCUUUCUGUCAUAUUACCACAGGUUCGGCAUGCAGAAGAUGGAAGAAGGGUUGGGGCAUUGGCUAUAGUACGCUGUUUAAGCCAAAAGUCUAGUACUCCUGAUGCUUUUGAAUCAAUGUUCAAUGCUGUUAAAGCUGUUCUUGGAGGCUCGGAAGGAAGGCUGGCAUUUCCUUACCAAAGAAUUGGCAUGAUCAAUGCCCUGCAGGAACUGUCUAAUGCUCCUGAAGGAAAAUAUCUCAACAACCUCGCUCGCAUUGUAUGCAGCUUUCUUUUAACUUUUUACAAAGAUGAAGGAAAUGAAGAGGUCAAGCUAGCAAUACUAUCAACUAUUGCUUCUUGGGCAGCCCGUUUUGCUGAUGCAGUUCAACCAGAUUUAAUUUCUUUUUUUUCCUCUGGCCUCAAGGAGAAGGAGGCUUUAAGAAGGGGUCAUCUUCGUUGUUUGCGAGCUAUCUGCAAAAACUCUGAUGCCCUUUUGCAGAUGUCAACGUUACUGGGGCCUCUUGUUCAACUCGUAAAAACUGGUUUCACUAAAGCUGUGCAGCGUCUAGAUGGCAUAUAUGCAUUAAAUAUUGUUGGGAAGAUUGCAGCUGCUGAUAUCAAAGCAGAGGAGACUGUGGCAAAGGAGAAAAUUUGGUCCUUGAUAUCUCAGAAUGAGCCCUCACUUGUUGUAAUUUCGAUGGUCUCAAAAUUGUCAAUUGAAGAUUGCAUAUUAUGUGUAGAUCUUCUUGAAGUGCUAUUGGUGGAACACUCUCGCAGAGUGUUGGAAACUUUCUCAGCGAAAUUACUGUUACAGUUAUUACUCUUUUUAAUGUGCCAUUCAAGCUGGGAUGUACGUAAAAUAACUUAUGAUGCUACAAGAAAGAUAAUUGCUGCUGCUCCUCAGUUAUCAGAAGAUCUUCUGCUUGAGUUCUCAAACUUUCUUUCUCUUGUUGGAGAGAAAAUAAGUACCUUGAAGACAAGUGAUGCAGAUAAUUCUCAAGACACGCAACUUCAUAUCAUUCCAUCUGUUGAGGUUUUAGUGAAAGCUUUAGCUGUUAUAUCAUUCACAGCUCUUGCUACAACACCAAGUGUAUGUACACGAAUUAUAUUCUGCUCUCAUCAUCCGUGCAUAGUUGGAACUGCAAAAAGAGAUGCUGUUUGGCGGAGGCUCCAUAAAUGUUUGAGAACACUUGGCUUUGAUGUGAUUGGUAUUAUCUCUGCUAAUGUUGGCAAUAUCUGCAAGGGUCUAGUGGGACCAAUGGGAUUGAUGAGUGCCAAUCCAUUCGAACAAAAGUCUGCAGUAUAUUCUCUGUGCACUUUGAUGUCAAUAGCACCUGAAGAUAGUUAUGCGGAGUUUGAGAAGCACCUUAUAAACAUUCCAGAUCACCAUUCACAUGAUAUGCUUUCAGAAAAUGACAUUCAGGUUUUCCGGACUCCUGAAGGAAUUCUUUCCAAUGAGCAAGGUGUUUAUGUUGCAGAAUCUAUUACUUCUAAGAAUGCAAAACAAGUUGAGGACCAUAUCAGUUCCAACCAUUCUGGAAAGAGGGAGGUAUCUAGUAGAGCAGCCGGUGGUGGUGGGAAAAAGGAUAGCGGAAAGUCAACAAAGAAAGCUGAUAAAGGAAAGACUGCAAAAGAGGAAGCCCGAGAGCAGCUUCUUAGAGAGGAGGCAUCCAUACGCGAGAAGGUUCGGGAAAUACAGAAGAAUCUAUCAUUGAUGCUGACUGCUCUGGGGGAGAUGGCAGUUGCUAAUCCUGUUUUUGCACAUAGUCAAUUACCUUCCCUGGUUAAGUUUGUUGAUCCUUUAUUGCGUUCACCGAUUGUUAGUGAUGUGGCCUAUGAUACAUCAGUGAAGCUCUCCCGAUGUUUAGUUUAUCCCCUAUGUAAUUGGGCCCUCGAUAUUGCUACUGCUCUACGUUUAAUUGUGACUGAUGAAGUUCACAUUCAGUGGGAGCUAGUUUCUUCUGUGGAUGAAGAAGCUGAAGAAAGACCAUCUUUGGGUCUUUUUGAGAGAAUUGUAUACGGAUUGUCUGUGUCUUGUAAAUCUGGACCUCUUCCUGUAGAUUCCUUCACUUUUGUCUUUCCUAUAAUGGAACGGAUUUUAUUAUCACCCAAGAGAACAGGACUUCAUGAUGAUGUUCUUCGGAUUCUUUAUAUGCACAUGGACCCUCUUCUUCCCCUUCCUAGGCUUCGCAUGUUAUCGGCUCUCUAUCAUGUUCUAGGUGUUGUUCCAGCUUAUCAAGCAUCAAUUGGGCCUGCAUUGAAUGAGUUGUGUCUAGGCCUGCAGCCGGAUGAAGUAGCAUCUGCUUUGUAUGGAGUGUAUGCAAAAGAUGUUCAUGUUAGAAUGGCUUGCUUAAAUGCUGUAAAAUGCAUUCCAUGUGUUUCUGGUCGGGCUCUUCCUCAAAACGUUGAAGUUGCAACAAACAUUUGGAUUGCUCUACAUGAUCCAGAAAAGUCUAUUGCAGAAGCUGCAGAAGAUGUAUGGGAUCGCUAUGGAUACGAGUUUGGGACUGACUAUUCUGGGAUUUUCAAGGCACUUUCUCAUAUAAAUUACAAUGUGCGCUUGGCUGCGGCAGAGGCAUUAGCUACUGCUUUGGAUGAAAACCCAGAUUCUAUACAGGAAUCUCUUUCUACUCUAUUUUCUUUGUAUAUUCGUGAUUCGGGUUUUGGUGAGGAAAAUCUUGAUGCUGGUUGGCUUGGCCGACAAGGAAUAGCACUGGCAUUGCAUUCUGCAGCUGAUGUAUUAAGAACAAAAGACCUUCCUGUUGUCAUGACAUUCCUGAUAUCACGAGCACUGGCUGAUCCUAAUGCAGAUGUUCGUGGAAGAAUGAUUAAUGCUGGUAUUAUGAUUAUUGAUAGGCAUGGAAGAGAGAAUGUUUCUUUGCUAUUCCCGAUUUUCGAAAAUUACUUGAAUAAGAAGGCAUCAGAUGAAGAAAAAUAUGAUCUGGUUCGUGAAGGUGUGGUUAUUUUUACAGGAGCCCUAGCAAAACAUUUGGCAAAGGAUGAUCCCAAAGUUCAUGCUGUCAUAGAGAAGCUGUUGGAUGUGUUAAACACUCCUUCAGAAGCUGUGCAGCGAGCAGUCUCGACAUGCCUAUCUCCUCUGAUGCAAUCAAAGCAAGAUGAUGCAGCCGCACUUGUUUCUAAACUGUUGGGUCAGUUGAUGAAGAGUGAGAAAUAUGGUGAACGUCGAGGAGCAGCUUUUGGACUCGCAGGAGUGGUCAAGGGGUUCGGUUUAUCAUCUUUGAAGAAAUAUGGGGUUGUGGCUGUAUUACGAGAAGGUUUUUCUGAUAGAAAUUCUGCAAAAUCUCGUGAAGGAGCUCUGCUGGCAUUUGAGUGCCUUUGUGAAUAUCUGGGAAGAUUAUUUGAGCCGUAUGUUAUUCAGAUGUUACCAUUGCUUUUGGUUUCUUUCUCUGAUCAAGUAAUUGCAGUUCGUGAGGCUGCUGAAUGUGCAGCUCGUGCUAUGAUGUCUCAACUGAGUGCACAAGGAGUAAAGCUUGUCCUUCCAUCUCUGCUAAAGGGUCUUGAAGAUAAGGCCUGGAGAACGAAGCAAAGUAGUGUACAACUACUUGGUGCCAUGGCUUACUGUGCUCCUCAGCAACUCUCUCAGUGCCUUCCUAAAAUUGUACCUAAAUUGACAGAGGUGUUAACAGAUACACACCCCAAGGUCCAAUCAGCAGCGCAGAUGGCCCUUCAGCAGGUUGGAAGUGUAAUAAAGAAUCCGGAAAUAUCUUCACUCGUCCCAACUCUUCUAAUGGGUCUUACAGAUCCCAAUGACCAUACAAAGUAUUCCCUUGAUAUUCUCCUCCAAACAACUUUCAUUAAUUCAAUUGAUGCUCCUUCACUUGCAUUAUUGGUACCAAUAGUACAUAGAGGUUUAAGGGAGAGGAGUGCUGAUACCAAAAAGAAAGCUGCUCAAAUAGUUGGAAAUAUGUGUUCCUUAGUCACAGAGCCCAAGGAUAUGAUUCCUUACAUUGGAUUGCUCCUUCCUGAAGUGAAAAAGGUACUUGUAGAUCCCAUUCCAGAAGUUCGAUCAGUUGCAGCUAGGGCCAUUGGAUCUCUUAUAAGAGGAAUGGGAGAAGAAAACUUCCCAGAUCUUGUCCCAUGGUUGUUUGAUACACUUAAAUCAGACAAUAGUAACGUUGAGCGCUCUGGUGCUGCUCAAGGCUUGAGUGAGGUCUUAGCUGCCCUAGGUACCGAGUACUUUGAAAAUGUACUUCCUGAUAUUAUUCGAAACUGUUCGCAUCAAAAGGCAUCUGUACGUGAUGGAUAUUUGACACUUUUCAAGUAUUUCCCAAGGUCAUUGGGUGUUCAAUUCCAGAACUACUUGCAGCUGGUGUUGCCUGCCAUCUUAGAUGGUCUUGCGGAUGAGAAUGAAUCUGUGCGGGAUGCAGCUCUAGGUGCUGGGCAUGUCCUAGUGGAGCAUUAUGCAACAACGUCGUUACCUCUUCUCCUUCCAGCUGUUGAAGAUGGCAUCUUUAAUGAUAAUUGGCGAAUCAGACAAAGCUCUGUGGAGCUAUUAGGAGAUCUCCUGUUUAAGGUUGCUGGAACUUCUGGGAAAGCUUUACUUGAGGGUGGUAGUGAUGAUGAAGGUGCUAGUACUGAAGCACAUGGACGUGCUAUUAUUGAGGUUCUGGGAAGGGAUAAGCGCAAUGAAGUUCUUGCUGCACUAUAUAUGGUUCGAACUGAUGUCAGCAUUACUGUACGCCAGGCUGCAUUACAUGUAUGGAAAACUAUUGUGGCAAACACCCCAAAGACACUCAAGGAAAUAAUGCCUGUUUUAAUGAAUACUCUAAUUACUUCACUUGCAUCAGCAUCCUCUGAAAGGCGGCAGGUUGCUGGAAGAUCACUGGGAGAACUUGUAAGGAAGCUUGGGGAGAGAGUACUUCCUCUGAUCAUUCCAAUUUUAUCCCAGGGAUUAAAGGACCCAGAUGCUAGUAGAAGACAGGGUGUAUGCAUUGGUUUGAGUGAAGUGAUGGCGAGUGCUGGUAAGAGUCAGUUAUUGAGUUUCAUGGAUGAGCUUAUUCCUACUAUUCGUACGGCCCUUUGUGAUAGUGUUCCUGAGGUUCGUGAGUCAGCAGGCUUAGCAUUCAGUACUCUCUACAAGAGUGCUGGUAUGCAAGCAAUUGACGAAAUUGUUCCAACAUUGCUACAUGCUUUGGAGGAUGAUGAAACUUCUGAUACUGCUCUAGAUGGUCUCAAACAAAUCUUGAGUGUCAGAACUACUGCAGUCUUGCCUCAUAUUUUGCCUAAGCUGGUUCAUCUUCCCCUUUCUGCCUUCAAUGCACAUGCUCUUGGAGCUUUAGCUGAGGUUGCAGGGCCUGGCCUUAACUAUCACCUUGGUACCGUCCUGCCUGCUUUACUUUCUUCAAUGGGUGGUGAUGAUGUGGAUGUUCAACCUCUUGCUAAGGAAGCUGCAGAAACAGUGGUCUUGGUCAUUGAUGAGGAAGGCAUCGAAUCAUUAAUGUCAGAGCUUCUUAGAGGAGUUGGUGAUAGUGAGGCAUCAAUUAGAAGAAGUUCAUCAUAUUUGAUAGGAUACUUCUUCAAAAACAGCAAACUUUAUCUAGUUGAUGAAAGUCCAAACAUGAUAUCUACCUUGAUUAUUUUGCUUAGUGAUUCAGAUUCUGCCACGAUUGCAGUUGCUUGGGAAGCUUUAUCAAGGGUUGUCAACUCAGUUCCAAAAGAGGUACUUCCUUCAUAUAUAAAGUUAGUACGCGAUGCUGUAUCUACUGCAAGAGAUAAGGAGCGUAGAAAAAAGAAGGGAGGCCCUGUUGUUAUUCCUGGAUUCUCUCUUCCAAAAGCUCUUCAACCUUUGCUUCCCAUAUUUCUUCAGGGUCUGAUUAGUGGGUCAGCUGAACUAAGAGAGCAGGCAGCCCUAGGUCUUGGGGAGCUUAUUGAAGUGACUAGUGAACAAUCACUGAAGGAGUUUGUCAUCCCAAUAACAGGGCCUCUUAUUCGAAUCAUAGGUGAUCGUUUUCCUUGGCAGGUCAAGAGUGCUAUUUUGUCUACAUUGAGUGUCAUGAUCCGAAAGGGUGGGAUUGCACUGAAACCUUUUCUUCCUCAGCUACAAACAACAUUUAUCAAGUGUCUACAAGAUAAUACAAGGACUGUCCGGUCAAUUGCUGCCCUCGCACUGGGUAAGCUUAGUGCACUAAGUACCAGGGUUGACCCAUUAGUCAGUGACCUCCUAUCUAGUUUGCAGGCAUCAGAUUCUGGAGUAAGGGAGGCCAUGUUGACUGCUUUAAAAGGUGUGGUAAAGCAUGCUGGUAAGAGUGUGAGCCCAGCUACUAGAACUCGUGUCUACACUCUCCUCAAAGAUUUAAUUCAUCAUGAUGAUGACCAAGUUCGAAUGUUUGCUUCAAGCAUAUUGGGUGUUAUAUCGCAGUAUAUGGAAGAGUCGCAGCUGUCCGACCUUCUUCAGGAACUUCUAGAUCUAUCCUCUUCUUCAAACUGGGCUGAUCGUCAUGGCGCCAUUCUUGCAUUCUCCUCCUUACUCAGGCAUAAUCCAUCCACCAUUUUGACAUCUCCGGAGUCCCCAUCUAUUUCACUGUGUCUCAAAGGCUCCUUGAAAGAUGAGAAGUUUCCACUACGUGAAACAUCAACCAAGGCAUUGGGGAGGCUUUUACUCUAUCAAGUUCAAAGUGAUCCCUCUAACUCCGCCGCACUUGUGGAUAUUCUUUCAUCCGUACUUUCAGCAUUGCAUGAUGACUCUAGUGAAGUAAGGAGAAGGGCAUUAUCUGCUAUAAAAGCUGCUGCCAAAUCGAAUCCCUCAGCUAUCAUGGCUCAUCUUUCAUUGAUUGGCCCUGCACUUGCUGAAUGUUUAAAGGACAGCAGCACCCCAGUUAGGCUUGCUGCAGAAAGAUGUGCUCUCCACAGCUUCCAGUUGACAAAGGGUACCGAAAACGUUCAAACUGCACAAAAAUAUAUCACUGGCUUGGAUGCUAGACGCAUAUCAAAAUUUCCUGAACACAGCGACAACAGUGAAGGAAGUGAAGAUGACUCAGCGAGCAGCUGAAAAUCUGUUUCAUCGUUCUAAAUAUUGCAUUCUUUCUUCAUCAAGACGACUCAUAAUGGAUGUAACUGGAACUUCAAAUAAUUGGAAGGGUCUCCAGCCAAAAUUUUCCCAUGGCAUCGGUGUUUUUUCGUAUGAAGUACAAAUACAUACAGAGAAAGAGCCCAAAUUUUUGGCAUAUGGGUUUUUUAUAAUAUCAGUGUAAUUGCCACUCCCUAAUAAUGAGCAUGAUAUAGAAACCACAGGCCUCAUGGAUGGGAAUUAAAUUUUCAGGAUUAUAAUUGAGAAUAAACCACUUUUGUUUUGAUGUGAAAUAGGGCCUUCAUUUGACUAAAUAUUGUUAUAACGAGAGUUUAUUUUUACAUAUAUAGUAUUUAGUAAAAUGUACUAGUUUCUUCUACUUUUACUAUAUUUGGAUAUAUUAUAAACCCAAUUUCUACUGCAUAUGAUAUGAACAAGGGCGUAUCAAUCGAGAAAUAGCUUUCGCCCUUUUCCCAAUUGAUUUAAUUUGAUACUAUUUGAAUUAUUUGAGAGAUGUCUAUGGACAAGAAAAUCAUAUUUUUCUGGUUUUGUGCAAUGUUGGUGGGCUCAGUCUUGAUUGAAGAUACAAAUGCAGCAGCACCACCACCAAUCGGCAACCCGGCUCUGGGAAGAAAUCGUCGACCUCCAUGGAAAUGAGGGAAUUGCCUAACCCCUGAAUCAAAUCAUAAAAAUAGAGGCUGUGAGAAAACCACGAAAUGUCGAC